Colletotrichum truncatum is the source of this 1332-nucleotide messenger RNA. RefSeq names its product major facilitator superfamily transporter domain-containing protein 5. Lineage: Eukaryota; Fungi; Ascomycota; Sordariomycetes; Glomerellales; Glomerellaceae. Gene Ontology annotation, biological process: molybdate ion transport. Gene Ontology annotation, molecular function: molybdate ion transmembrane transporter activity. The record is from RefSeq and is a predicted model, not a curated record. Gene Ontology annotation, cellular component: membrane.
AUGCUUGACAUCUACCAGCUCAACCUUGCUGGUUUGCUCCUGGCGUGUGGUGUUCUCUUCUCCUCUGGCAGCCAAACAAAAGAAGAGGCCGCUAAAAAAGAUGGGAGGAAGAAUCCCAAGCAACAGUCAAUACAGAAAAAUCAAAAGGAGUCCCAAUGGGCCUUCUAUACCGUCUAUGCCCUUGUCAUGGGCUCAGAUUGGCUCCAGGGACCUUUUCUCUACUCACUCUACAAGAAUGAACAUGGCAUAUCUUCGGACCUUGUGCCUACCCUAUUCACCACGGGUUUUAUCUCCGGGGCCGUUGCGGGCUACUUCAUCGGAUCCUUAGCUGACCGUCACGGCCGCAAGGCAAGCUGCCUCUUCUUCUGCGCGGCGUACGCGCUCUCUUGCCUGCUCACCACCAUUCCGAGUCUGCCGCUGCUCUUCAUUGGCCGCCUACUUGGCGGACUCGGAACUAGUCUCCUGUUCAGCGUCUUUGAGAGUUGGAUGGUCACUGAUUUCCAUGCUCGUCGUCUGGGGGAGAAGGGCUUGGACCUGUCACGGACAUUUGGGUUCAUGAGUACUGUUAACAGUGUCGUCGCCAUUGUGAGUGGAGUGGCAAGUGAGUGGUUGGUAUCCGCGACGGGUACUCGGAAGUCGCCUUUUAUUGCUAGCAUCGGAUUGCUGGUUCUCGCAGCUGGGUUUAUCUCUAGCCAAUGGGAUGAAAACUACGGUUCUACGGGUCAAGGCUCUCCAUCCAAGGCAUCCAAGGACAAGCAACCCAGCCUAUGGACCACGAUGACAGAUAAACGCGUUCUCACGAUCGGUCUGGCAUCAACAAUGUUUGAAGGUUCGAUGUAUCUGUUCGUAGUUCUCUGGAGUCCUGUGCUGGGUGCUGCAUCUUCCUCGCCCGACAAUCUUCCUUACGGCAUCAUUUUUGCUGCCUUCAUGGCGUCAACUCUUCUCGCUUCCCUCCUCUACCCUCGCCUGUCUGCCAUGGUAUCCACCCCCUCUCGCUUGCUCUUCGCGGUUCUUCUUGCCGCCAACGCCGUCUUCUUCGCUCUUGGCACCGGUGGAUCGCGUCCGGAGCAGAUCACCUUUUGGCUCUUUUGCCUCUUUGAGGCUUGUGUUGGGCUCUACUUUCCGUCUAUGGGCUACCUCAAGGGCAAAGUUGUGGACGAUGGUGUGCGCGCGCAGGUUUACGGCGUUCUGAGGAUCCCGCUCAACUUGUUUGUCGUCCUGAGCCUGAUGUUCACGAACGAUGGCGAGGCCAACAAGGUCUUCCUCGCCUGCGGUAUGCUGCUUCAGGCAAGCUGCGGUGCGCUAUGGCUCAUGGGAGGACAGGAUGUGUAA